Molecule: messenger RNA, 1143 nt
Organism: Xenia sp. Carnegie-2017
Lineage: Eukaryota; Metazoa; Cnidaria; Anthozoa; Malacalcyonacea; Xeniidae
Exons: 3
Coding region: 1-1143 (380 amino acids)
Biological process (GO): proteolysis
Molecular function (GO): aspartic-type endopeptidase activity
Source: RefSeq, a predicted model, not a curated record
AUGGAGAAAGUUUUAAGACCACAACGUUUUGACACCAAUCCUAACGCUCAAGACGCUGCUAGAUCGUGGUUGCACUGGUUUGCUACUUUCCAAAAUUUUGUAGCUGCUAUACCUAACGAAGAAGUGAACAAAUUAAAGGUUCUAGUCAAUUAUGUUUCUGCCGACGUUUAUCAACUUUUCUGUGAAGCGACAACCUACGAGGAAGCUAUAGAAUUGUUAAAAAAUCUCUAUGUUAAGGUUCCUAAUGAGAUAUUUUCGCGACAGAAGUUAGCUACUCGUAAACAACAAUCUGGUGAGAGCCAGGAUGAGUAUUUGCAAGAAUUAAAAUCGCUAAGCAAAGAUUGUAAUUUUCGGAGCGUGACAUCAAACCAAUAUCGAGACGAAGCUGUACGAGACGCGUUUAUAGCAGGUCUUCUUUCAACUAACAUCCGCCAACGUCUUCUUGAGAAUAAAACAUUAGACCUUCAGACAGCUUUUGAUCAAGCCCGAGCCUUAGAUACAGCACAGAGAACUUCUGAAACUUAUGCAGACGGAAUUCCAAUAACAGCUGCUGCUCUAUCAAACAAGGACGGGAAUAAUUCGUUUACUAAUCAACGGGCAUUCGAAAACCAAGAUAAAACUGAUACAUCAAGAGAACAACGGCAUAGAAAGAAAGGACAUUUCCAAAGAGUAUGUAAAUCGGUCGCUCCUCAGGCUUCGUAUAUAGCAUUAGCAUCAACUAAACAUACAGUAGCAAAGUCACUAAAGAAAGCCUGUAUUGAUGUCUUGAUUAAUGGAAAAUCUUGCGAAGCUCUAAUUGAUUCGGGAAGUACACAUAAUUUUAUACAUCCUAAAGUUGCAAGUAAUCUGGGAUUGAACGUUUAUACAACUCAAGAGAAAGUAACAAUGGCUGCAUCCUCGUUUUCUUCUAAAAUUCAAGGCUAUUGUCUUGCAGAUAUUAUACUUAAAGAGCGAGAGUAUGCGAAAGUAAAACUGGCCACCGCCGUUGUUUCAAUUUUGUCUGAAGAUUGUAGACCGGUAGCUGCAAAAUCACGAAGAUACAGUGCCGAAGACAGAGCGUUCAUCGCAACAGAAGUGUCGAAAUUGCUUGAAGAAGGGAUUAUUGAAGAAAGUGACUCUCCUGGAGAGCCCAAGUCGUUGUAA